Messenger RNA from Mycetomoellerius zeteki, 1891 nucleotides. RefSeq names its product autophagy-related protein 101 (gene Atg101). Gene Ontology annotation, biological process: autophagosome assembly; autophagy. The transcript is spliced from 2 exons. The record is from RefSeq and is a predicted model, not a curated record. Gene Ontology annotation, molecular function: protein kinase binding. Bases 390 to 1046 code for a protein of 218 amino acids. Gene Ontology annotation, cellular component: Atg1/ULK1 kinase complex; phagophore assembly site. NCBI's taxonomy places the organism in Eukaryota, Metazoa, Arthropoda, Insecta, Hymenoptera, Formicidae.
UUCGAGGCGUCGGCGUCGCGGCGAAAUUUCCAGGAAGCCAAGUCGUUUCGCGCCUUUCGUAACUGCGCACGUGUGACGCCGAUCUCACCGCGAGGCGUCGCGCGGCAGUUUUAGCGACGCACACCGACGCACACAUCCGGCGUGCGACUUAUCGUAGAAUUUAGAUUGGAUUAGUACCGAGUACAACGGAGCAGAGCGGAGUCAGCGGAGUGGGAGGUCCAGUCCAGUUUGUCCAGUGCCAGACUGUCCGGCCCUGACGCGAGACGUCAAUCGAUCCACGUUGUGUCGUUUCGUACAUGGUAUACGUCGCGUGAUUUCAUGAUGUAGCACCAGGCGAGUGAUUCCCGGAGAGUAGGAAGAAAGAUCGUCGCAGCUGACUCGGUAUCACCAUGAAUGCUAGGACACAGCUGUUCGAAUUGAGCAUGGAGGGACGUCAGGUGGACGAAGCAGUGGCAAGUAUAUUCCACAGCGUGCUAUUUCAUCGGAGCCUUGGCAAAUUCAAGUACAAACAGGAAGGCAGCUACUCGGUGGGCACUGUAGGAUACCAAGACGUGGACUGCGACUUCAUUGAUUUCACUUACGUCUGCUGCUCGUCGGUGCACCUCGAUCAGACGCUGAAGCGUGAGAUAUCGGGUUUCUCGGAGGCGCUGCGCUCCACCGACAGUCCAGGUUCUGGUCAGAUAUCCCUAGAAUUCUUCCAGAGGAAAAAGAGUCGCUGGCCGUUUCAACCGGAAUGCAUACCAUGGGAAGUGUGGACUGUGCGCCUUGAACUUAUCAAAUUGGCCACCGAGCACGAACGGCAGAUAUGUCGGGAAAAGGUGGGCGAUCUGCUGACCGACAAGAUCCUUUACAUCACCGAGGUCAUGAAUCGGCACGAUUACAUUCCAAAAGUGCCAAGUCAGGCCGAAUUGGAUCUGAUCUUCGAUACCUCGUACCCGGACAUACAACCGUAUCUCUUCAAAUUGUCUUUCACGACUUCUAGUCCGUCGACCACUACGAUGGGCAACACUAUGAAGAAAUUGAUUAGAGAGACGCUAUCCAUUUAGUCGUUAUAAUGUAUAGUGUAAACUCUUCACGUUAGUUGCAUUCGUUUAGCUUGUCAGAGUCAUCAAAACGCAAAAUCUUAUACUUUCCUUUUUUCAUCUAUAAUGCACAAAUUUCUGCAUUGCACCAAACAAUUUUUCGUAUCCACAAUGACUCUAACCUGCCACCGUAGCUAUUAAUAUGAGUUCCAAGAAAAAUACUAAAUUUGCAUUAUAAAGAAAGCAGAAUGGUUUCGAAUCUUCGACCACUCGUUCCCGGCGGAAAUUACCAAAGGUACUCGGAGAGUACUUUGCCUACGUGGUAGACUCCGCUGGAUUUUGUAAGCUCCGUAAUAGUAGUAUCUCUUAUAACGAAAAUAAUAUUUCGUAUACAUUGCAGGGACUUCCACUGCUCUGUAUCUCUAAUGUCUCUAUAUAGUACAAAUGAAACACAACACUGUGACACUUGCUUCUUUUGUACUUUACUAUGAACGUCCGUCGCAUAAUUUUAGCAGGAUCACAUUUAGUCACGUUUUAUACAAUAAUAUUUUAUCUCCUAACUCUCACCACUUAAACCUCCACAGAUGAUCGCUGUGGCAGAACGACAUUAUGUUCCUCUUCUCGCUUCUCAUCCUUUUCAAAUGCUGUGUAUAUCGUAGAAUAGAUACAAACGUAAUUUCCUUUAGUAGACAAAGAAUUUUCAUGCGUCACACAGAGAAGAUAAUUUGAUUUUAGAGUAAGAAUACAGAGAUUUCGAGUCUAUAGAAGAGCAGGAUGUCUUCAGAUUCUUUAAUGUCUAGUAGAAUCUUUGAGAAUACUGAAUCUUAAAGAUAACUCGUAACUUGCUCCUUGAUAAACUCCUCCGACUA